ACUUCAACCUAACCUACAUUUAUAUCGUGGCUGCAAUUUUCUGCUAAUAUUGUGAACUAAGUAGUUGCUUUUUUUUUUGUUGCUGUUAAUUAAGAUGCCAUUCAAGACAAGUGGAAAAUUUCGCGCUGUUUUACAGCAAUAUAAAUACAAGGAGCGUCAAAUCAUUUGCUUUGUUAAAAUUGUGCCGCAAAUUGUGGCGCUUUACAAGCUAGAGCCAGACAAAAAUUACAAUUGGAUGUCACCAAAUCGUUGGACUAAGCUUGAGAGCAGCAUAUGGAAUCUAGUGGACAGCAUUGGAAACUGGGAAAAGGAUGCGCCUAAUAUACAAACGGAAUUGAUUGUUGAUCACAUAAAAGUCAAAGUAUGUGCAAAUAAUGAGUUACGAACGCAAUUGGAAGUGCUGCUGCCGCCAGCAAAGGAUGAGGAUUUGUAUCUGGAGCUAACACUCGAAUACAUGAGCAUAUCAACCAAAGAGCCACAGCAAGUGCUGGCACCAGCACCAGAAGUUAAGACAUUGCAGCUCAACGACAUGAACGAGGAAGAGGUGUUGAAUACGUUUGAGAACUACCGUGAGCACUUUGAUCUUGUCGCUGGCUCGUGCAAAUAUGAAUUUGAUAUCUCAAGCUACAUGUCCAUAGGCCACACUCAUGUGACGCAUAUUUUGAGCAAAUAUAUGCGCGAAGGCAUGAUGAACAAAUUGACAGAAAUAUAUUGCAAAGUAUUUGAUGUGGCAUACUGCCCAUUGGUAUAUGAUAGAUUGUUGCCCUUAUGGAUAAUUCACUUGCUUAUGGACAAAUACAAACUCAGCGAGGAUGAGACAUUGAAACAGCUCGCCGAUCAGUUCAAAUAUCAAAGCAAUCUGCACACGCUUAAUAAGAAUCUAUUCAACUGAAGCAUUUCAAUUAUUCGAUUGCUUUUAAUUAAUUUUGUUCUUA
Drosophila busckii is the source of this 935-nucleotide messenger RNA. RefSeq names its product CG4951. Bases 95 to 892 code for a protein of 265 amino acids. The transcript is spliced from 3 exons. The record is from RefSeq and is a predicted model, not a curated record. NCBI's taxonomy places the organism in Eukaryota, Metazoa, Arthropoda, Insecta, Diptera, Drosophilidae.